This is a messenger RNA of Helobdella robusta, 222 nucleotides long. RefSeq lists its product as hypothetical. Gene Ontology annotation, molecular function: mRNA binding. Lineage: Eukaryota; Metazoa; Annelida; Clitellata; Rhynchobdellida; Glossiphoniidae. The record is from RefSeq and is a predicted model, not a curated record. Gene Ontology annotation, cellular component: nucleus; cytoplasm. The transcript is spliced from 3 exons. Gene Ontology annotation, biological process: nervous system development; regulation of alternative mRNA splicing, via spliceosome. The annotation marks the transcript as partial.
CCAAUGAAAAUUCAUCUUUCUAAUUUGCCCUUUCGUUUCAGAGAAGCACACAUUAGAAAAAUGCUUGAGUCCUUCGGUCAGAUAAUCAACAUCGAGGUCAUCUGCAACGAGAGAGGUUCAAAGGGAUUUGGCUUUGCAACGUUCGCCAGAGGUUCGCAGGCCAAGAAUGCCAUGCUAUAUAUGAACGGGCUAAUAGUAGAGGGCAGAAAACUCGAGGUUAGU